AUGUCAUUUGUACGUUCUUGCCGAUUUUUAUUCACUUUUUCCGCUUCUUCAUUUCCAUCAGCAUCGUUACGUCGAAAAAGCGAUGAGGAGGGAAUGAUCAAGUUUGGUUCGGGCAGUUAUAGUGUUCGGGAAUCGGAAGGACUAAAUCCGCAAAGCUUAACAUUCCCGGUUCGGACAAUUUCUUGCACCGUCACAUUCCUAGAUAACACUGAACGAAGAUUCGAAAUUGAGCGCCAUGCCAAAGGACAAAUAUUACUUAACAUGGUAUUUGAUCAUCUUGAAUUGGUCGAGAAGGAUUAUUUCGGAUUGCAGUACAUAUCUGCCCUUGAAACAAGCCAAGCCGGUGUUAAGAAAUGGCUUGAUCCAACGAAAUCGAUUAGGAAACAAUUAUUUUACCCACCAUAUCAGUUGCAUUUUCGCCUCAAAUUUUAUGUUAGUGAUCCAUCAAAAUUAAUGGAAGAAUAUACAAGGUAUCAUGUUUUUCUUCAACUCAAAAAUGAUUUAUUGGAAGGUCGAUUAGUUUGUCCUGAAAAUAGUGUUGCUAUGCUUGCCAGCUAUGCUGUCCAAUCAGAAUUUGGUGAUUACAGUGAGGAGGAACAUGGUACCUCAUACCUUAAUGAAUUCAAAUUUAUUCCUGAACAGAGUACUGCCCUAGUUAAGAAUGUAAUCGAUUUACAUAAACUUCAUAAAGGACAAAGUCCAGCUGAAGCAGAAUUCAAUUUCCUAAAAUAUGCCAAGGAUCUCGACCUAUAUGGUAUUGAUCUCUAUCCGGCUAAGGAAAGUAAUGGUACAAUGAUUGGUAUCGGUGUGAGUAACAGUGGCGUAGUGCUUGUGCGAUGUAAUCGUCGUGAAUCAAUCUAUCCGUGGUCUGCCAUUAUGAAAUUAUCAUUUAAGAAGAAGUUAUUUAGUAUACAUAUGCGCACGAUCAAAAGUGAUAAUACGGAAGAAGAUACGUUGAUUACUUUUAACAUUCAAAAUCCGGAAAGUUGUAAAGCAUUAUGGAAAAGUUGCAUUGAACAUCAUACAUUCUUUCGACUUAUUGCUCCACCGAUACCGCCACCAAAAUCAUUCUUUAGCAUUGGAAGUCGAUUUCGCUAUAGUGGACGAACGGAAUAUCAAAGUAUGGAAGAGAUGAGGAGACGUGCUCGUGUCGAACGCACAUUUUUAAGGCAUUCAAGCCGUGAAUCCCAGAAUACGAUGAAUGGUAAUUCAUCAAGUGCUCGAGAUUAUGCUUCAUCUUAUAACACCACUUCACCUGUCAUCGCAUCUCGCUUUUUCUGCCGUUCGCAAAUUUAUUUACGAAAAUGGCUUAGUGGACGCAUUCGUGGUGUGUCACCAUCUUCUUCCACUCUAACGACAACCAUCAAUAAUGCGACACGAGGAGGAGAAGCUGUAACAUCGCUUGGAACUGUUGAUAAUUCGCUACAGCGCACUGGUUGCAACACAUCGGGCUCAACUUUAUCACCAAUCUCAUCGGUUACUGCUGCUCCAAGUGGUACUUUGAAAUUUCAGCAAUCUGAAAUAUCACAUAACGCUGAUACUGUACAAAAGGAAAACGUUGAUAACGAUGACAAAAUUGCUAGCAAAAUUGAUAACUCAGCUGUUGUUGCUGAGGAGCAAAGUGAAAGCACUCCAAGUUCAUCUGUAUGUCGUGUGUCGUGCACACAGCAAGAUUCCUCCACUCGAUUGCAAGAAGCUGCCACACCAUCGAGAGUAAUCGUUGCACCACCUGGAAGUUCAGCAACACUACAACCGAACAGUAAACAUCGUGAAACGACAUUUGGUAUAGAUGAAGAUUGCUGGCGAUCUAGUAGUGCUGCCAUGCUUACUAAUGGAAAGGCGCAAUUAAUUGGUGGACCAUCGACUACAACAGCUUCGGUUGCUGCGACCGUUCAUCGUCUAGGUGGCAUUAAUGGUCAUCAAAGUGUAUGUCGCAAGAGCACUAAUAAUAGCACAUCAAAUGCAUCUGUUUCAAAUGGUUUUACAAGUGGUUCAACCGUAAAUCGAUUUAUCCCAAAUGGUUCCGUUGCUGGAUCACCGCUUCGUGUCCAUUCACCGCGUACCGUAUCAAAUGGUAAAUUACAAAAUGGUGGAUCUCCACGAUCGUCUCUUGCUAGUUAUUCAUCGUACGGUUCAGUAGUAAAUCAAUCUAACGGGUACAGUCCGACGUACAUCAGGCGAUCACCUCGUCCGUCAUCAUCUCCAAUAAGUGAGGACUGCUUAGUGGUAAUCCGGAUGCGAGCAGAUGCCCAAGGCCGGUAUGGUUUCAAUGUGAAAGGUGGUGCUGAUCAGAAUUAUCCGGUAAUUGUAAGUCGAGUUGCACCUGGCAGCGCUGCUGAUAAGUGCAAUCCUAGGCUAAAUGAAGGCGAUCAGGUUUUAUUAAUUAACGGCAUGGAUAUAUCCUCGAUGCCGCAUGAAAAAGUUGUUCGAUUCAUUCGUGCCGCACGUGAUUCACCGAAAGGAGAGCUAGUGCUUACAAUCAGGCCGAAUGUUUAUCGGUGUGGUGAGGAUGUGGAAGAAUCAGAUGCACACCAUUUACCUGAAGUUCCUCACGUAGCUGACACAGUGCCGCGUUCUGAUAAGCUAUCACAAUCCCUUAUCAUGCUCAAAGAGUCCCUUUCAUCUGGAAAAAUUAUAACGCAAUUUGAGCAAUUGUAUCGGAAAAAGCCGGGUUUAUCGAUGGAAGAUUGUAAGCUAUCAUUAAAUGUUAAUAAAAAUCGUUAUCGAGAUGUAUGCCCGUACGAUAAUACCCGCGUAAAGAUAACCGCACCUUCUGGCGACUAUAUCAAUGCGUCCUUUGUCAACAUGGAGAUCCCCUCAAGUGGUAUUAUAAAUCGAUACAUAGCAGCUCAGGGACCACUUGCGCAUACAUCCGGUGAUUUCUGGUGCAUGGUAUGGGAGCAGUUAUGUACAACAAUUGUCAUGCUAACUACUACCAUCGAACGAGGUCGUAUUAAAUGCCAUCAGUACUGGCCUAGACUUUAUGAAAAUCACGAUUAUGGUCGAUUGCAAAUUUCUUGUAUUAGUGAACGAGAAACUGCUAACUGCGUUUAUCGCGAAAUAUCAAUUCAAGAUAUAAUGACAAAAGAAGAGAGACGGGUAAGCCAAAUGCAGUACACGGCGUGGCCUGAUCAUGGUGUUCCAGAUGAUCCGAAACAUUUUAUUGAUUUCGUCGAUGAAGUUCGACGUGCACGAGCAGGUUCAGUAGAUCCAAUCGUUGUGCACUGCAGUGCAGGAAUCGGACGAACCGGUGUGCUAAUACUGAUGGAAACAGCUGCUUGUCUGGUAGAAGGUAAUGAACCGGUGUAUCCCCUAGAUAUUGUUAGAACAAUGCGCGAUCAACGGGCUAUGCUCAUACAAACACCGGGUCAGUAUACAUUUGUAUGCGAAUGUAUUUUGCGCGCUUAUCAUGACGGUUUGAUCAAACCAUUAGCGGAGUAUUGCGUGCGUUCCUCUUGA
Brugia malayi is the source of this 3459-nucleotide messenger RNA. RefSeq lists its product as uncharacterized. Lineage: Eukaryota; Metazoa; Nematoda; Chromadorea; Rhabditida; Onchocercidae. The record is from RefSeq and is a predicted model, not a curated record. Gene Ontology annotation, cellular component: cytoskeleton; cytoplasmic side of plasma membrane; cytoplasm. Gene Ontology annotation, biological process: protein dephosphorylation. The transcript has 23 exons. Bases 1 to 3459 code for a protein of 1152 amino acids. Gene Ontology annotation, molecular function: protein binding; protein tyrosine phosphatase activity.